Messenger RNA from Lolium perenne, 1233 nucleotides. Lineage: Eukaryota; Viridiplantae; Streptophyta; Magnoliopsida; Poales; Poaceae. The record is from RefSeq and is a predicted model, not a curated record.
AUGAAACAACUGAUGAAGGACACCAACCUCUGCUCUGACGAUAUUAUCCGCGCUUUUAUCUCGCUCCGGGCCAAGGACCGCUUCCCCGGGAUUGAAUCUGACCGGCGAGGCCCUUGCCGGAAGCGUGGUCUAGACAAAUUCGACCCGGACCCCGUCAUCCAUUGGCAAGAUCUGAAGAUGGGCCGUACUCCAGCCUCGCGCCUCGGCAAAUCCCCGCCGGAACCAUCCGGUUCGUCUGACGACCUGACCUUGCUUGAGAAGAAGAAGAAGCAGCCAAGCUCUUCCCCCAGCAAGACCACGCCGGACGCUCCAGCGCUGGCCUCUUCUACACCGCACCCGGAAGCUCUUAUCCUUGAGCCUACGGGGACUACUCCAACACCGCCGUCAAGCCAAGGACCUCCUGCGGCUACGCCCAAACCGCCGCCAGCGGCCCCCAAGAUCACCCAGUUCCUCAAGCCGGGGGCGUCCCGCGGAAAGGCCGUGGACGGCAGCGCAUCAAGCGGCUCGCAGUCUCUAGUGCUGCAUGUCGGGCCUGCCGCUGCUGCGGUCCCAGAAAAACCUUCCGGCCUCCUGGGCCGGAUUGUUGAGCUGAAGCGCGAGGGCAAGGACCUGGGGCAUCUUCUCCCCUAUGCCCAAAAAUGGAACGAUGCGGACAUCUCUGCAUCCACCCGCGGCUUGGGGAAGGACCGCCUUCCAGCGCCAGAUCCUGCUGGGCCCCGGUCCACUGAAGAACACUUCAGGCGGCUCAAGCGUGCCGUGAAGGAGUUUGACAGUGCGUGGUACGACGCCACCAGCAAUGUGGUGAGCACCGCUGAUGCCCGGAAGCAGCUCUUCGAGGAGCUCCUCUGGGAGCAUCGGUACCUUGCCGAGGCUCACAGCCACUGCCAAGCUGUUCCGGAAGCUACCAUCGAGGCCCUCAAGACGCAGCUUGCCGCCGCCCAAGAGGAGAAGGACAGACUUGCGCUAAAGGCUGCUGAAUCCGCUGCAGAAGCCAGGCUGAACGAGGCGCUGGAGGAUGCCGACAAUGCCAAUGUGGUGUUGCGGGCUGAGCUGGAAGAGGCCGCCAAAGCGCAGAAAGCAGCCGAGGGCAAGGCCACCAAGGCGCAGAAAGCAGCCGAGGACAAAGUGGCGCGGCUGGAGGCGGAACAGAAGGAGUACGACCUUCUGGUUACGCGAACUGACACGCUUGCCCUCCGUACGCUUCUCUUUUUCUCUUUCGGUUCCUGCUUAUAA